Molecule: messenger RNA, 9122 nt
Organism: Antechinus flavipes (yellow-footed antechinus)
Lineage: Eukaryota; Metazoa; Chordata; Mammalia; Dasyuromorphia; Dasyuridae
Gene: TFCP2L1
Product: transcription factor CP2 like 1
Exons: 15
Coding region: 84-1520 (478 amino acids)
Biological process (GO): regulation of transcription by RNA polymerase II
Cellular component (GO): nucleus
Molecular function (GO): DNA-binding transcription activator activity, RNA polymerase II-specific; RNA polymerase II cis-regulatory region sequence-specific DNA binding
Source: RefSeq, a predicted model, not a curated record
UGCAGGGGCUCUGGCCACCUGUCUGCCACACUCCCCUCCCUAUAUUAUCUGCUCUCUCCAGAGUUUCGAGAAGGAAAGAAAUCAUGCUGUUUUGGCAUACCCAGCCGGAGCACUACAACCAGCAUAACUCCGGCAGCUACCUGCGUGAUGUCCUUGCACUGCCAAUCUUUAAGCAGGAGGAACCUCAGCUAUCCCCUGAGAAUGAAGCCAAACUGCCCCCAUUUCAGUAUGUGCUUUGUGCAGCCACAUCACCAGCUGUGAAACUUCAUGAAGAAACUCUGACCUACCUCAACCAAGGUCAGUCUUAUGAAAUCCGACUUCUAGAGAAUCGGAAGCUGGGAGAUUUUCAGGAUCUCAAUACAAAAUAUGUGAAGAGUAUCAUUCGUGUGGUUUUCCAUGAUCGGCGGCUCCAGUACACAGAGCAUCAGCAGCUGGAAGGUUGGAGAUGGAGUCGACCUGGGGAUCGAAUCCUGGAUAUUGAUAUUCCCCUCUCUGUUGGCAUCUUGGACCCCAGGGCCAGCCCAACGCAAUUAAAUGCAGUUGAAUUUCUGUGGGAUCCUUCAAAAAGAGCUUCAGCAUUCAUUCAGGUACAUUGCAUCAGCACAGAAUUCACACCCAGGAAGCAUGGGGGAGAAAAAGGAGUUCCUUUUCGAGUGCAGAUUGAUACCUUUAAACAGAAUGAGAAUGGGGAAUAUACAGAACAUCUGCAUUCAGCCAGUUGCCAGAUCAAAGUGUUCAAGCCAAAGGGAGCAGAUCGAAAACAGAAGACAGAUAGGGAGAAAAUGGAGAAGAGAACUGCACAGGAGAAGGAGAAGUACCAGCCGUCUUAUGAAACUACAAUCCUCACAGAGUGUUCUCCAUGGCCAGAUAUUCCUUACCAAGUAAACAAUGUCCCAUCACCGAGUUACAACAGUUCUCCAAACAGCUUCAGCCUGGGAGAUGGCAACAGUUCUCCAACUCACCAAGUGGAGCCUCUGCCUAUCAGCAAUGAUCACCUCCUUCCUUCCGCUUCUAUUCAAGAUGCCCAGCAGUGGCUUUACCGCAAUAGGUUUUCUCCAUUCUGUAGACUCUUCUCAAGUUUCUCUGGUGCUGACUUACUAAAAAUGUCCAAAGAAGAUUUUGUCCAGAUCUGUGGCCCUGCUGAUGGGAUUCGGCUCUUCAAUGCCAUCAAAGGCAGAAAUGUAAGGCCAAAGAUGACCAUCUAUGUGUGCCAGGAAUUGGAGCAGAACAGGUCUCAUCUUCAACAGAAGAGAGAUGGUGGUGACAGCAAUUUGUGUGUGUACCAUGCUAUCUUUUUGGAAGAACUGACCACUUUGGAGUUAAUUGAGAAGAUUGCAAACCUUUAUAGCAUUUCCCCUCAGCAUAUUAACAGAGUCUACAGACAGGGACCAACAGGAAUCCAUGUAGUGGUGAGCAAUGAGAUGGUGCAGAAUUUCCAAGAUGAAUCUUGUUUUGUUAUCAGCACAUUAAAAGCUGAAAGCAAUGAUGGCUACCACAUCAUCUUGAAAUGCGGACUCUGAAUGCCAGGAUCCUUAACCACAUCAGAUUCCAAGGCACCUUUUUUUUCUCCUUUUCCCCUUCAACGUAGACAUUACCCCAGCUGCAAAAUACAGACUUGUUUGGAAAAACAAAACAAAACAAAAAAACCGAAAGCUCAAAGGGGAUCACCACAAGUACAGAAAACAGUGAUGAUGACGACAGCUUGGCUGAGACAGAAGGACCCUGUCCAGAAAAUGUGCUCCUGUCCCCUCCCUCACUCCUCUGUCCUCAAGCCUUCCAAGAUCUUCAAUUUUCUCAUCCUUGCUUAUUGGCUUUGUCAUUCUAGAGUGAAAAAAAAAAAAAAAACAACAAAAAAAACAACAGCACUCAUUUUUUUUCCUUUCUGAAACUUGUCCUGGGGAAGAGGCUGGGUUUAAUUUUUUUUUUUUUUUUUUUUUUUGGAUUCCUUGACUUCCCUUUUUCCCUGACUUCUAUUUCAUAUCAGUACCUUCUCAUUGGCUAAGUGGAUCUGUGGAUAGAAUGACUCAAAUGAUGGAUAUUGGUGACUUGUCCUGCUGAGUCCUUCCUGAGAUUUCUAGAAAUACUUUUCCUUCCACUUGGAAAGAAGGAGGAAUAACUCCAUCUUUCUUUUCCUUUGGGAUUUAAUGAUGUAUUUGAUGUUUGUGUUGUUAUUCUGCCUCUGUUCCUCCUUCUUUUGCUAUCAAUGUUUCAAAAUAAUUUUAUACAUUUUUAAAGCAUGGUAUUACUCUCCCAGAACAUGCUUUGUUGCAGUCAUAUCUUUUUAAAAUACCCCACAUUGUGUGUAUUAUCUCUUACGCAGAUAAAUGCUCUUUCUGAAGACUUGAGAGCCCCAGGGGUGAGAUUGGAUCAUUUUUUUAAAGGAUUUCAUAGCUAAAGAAAUUGAAUGUUGACUUUCACAAAGGAUAAUUGAAAUGGGGCUCAGCCACUGUAGUUUGGUUUGCUUUUAUAUUUAUCUUUUCUUUUAAGCAUUUGUGAGAUUGGUGAUAGCUGGGAAAGAAAAAGCCCCUGAAUUUUUAGUUAACCCUGAAACAGUUUUGACAAUCAUGGUACUUGAGUUUUCAGGUUUACAUAUAAAAUUUAACUGGGGAUUGAUUGACCUUUGUGAAUAUUAUUGAUUCCACUAGCUUUGAUAAGAUUUUUUUUUUCCUACUUAUUACAUGUCAUAGGUUUGGUUUAUUUCAUCUGUAGCAGAAAAUUUAAAGCAGUCCUGAUUGAAGAUAUGGAAGAGAUUAGAUGAUACUUUAAUGUCCCUUAUAAUUCUUAGAACCUCAAUGAAGUAGUGUGAGGCUUAUGUUCACUUCAAAAAUUCUAGCUCUUAGAUCUGCAAUGGUUCACAAUUUGAAUGAGUUUGGCCAAGUGAAAUUGGAUUAGACUAUUGUUUGUGAAUGGUUCCUUAAUCCAGUAAAACCGAUUGUGUGGGAGCCUUAAACUAUCUGGUUGUAAAGGGGAUGAAAGCCCUUGGAAUGCUUUAAGUGAAACACAGGAUAUGUUGUGCUGGUGGCCUAAGAUGUUACUUGUUUUUUGUUCAUUUAGAGUUUUUUCUCUUUUCUCUCAUUUAAAUUAUUUUUCCACUCCAUGUACUUCAUGACUUAUAAAGUCGGCAGUACCUACUUCAUGACUUAUAAAGUCGGCAGUAUCUACUGAUUGUGCCCGAUGAAGCCUUUCUCCUUCCUUAGCCCAUCUGAAUAGCAUAUAUUGUCUUGUGGUGCUUUUAAAAUGUUUUAGUGAGUUUUUCAAAUUGUUAGUUGAUUUGAUCAUCACUAAGAUGAUGUGAAGUAGACCCAGGGCAACUUUAUUCCCAUUUGACAAUUAGAAAAUCUGAAACAGAUGAAUUGUUUAAGGUUAUGCACUUUGUGGCAAAACUGGAAUUAGAACUCCAAUCUUUUGAAUUCUGGCCGGUGGCUCUUUUGAGUGGACCAUCAGUCAUUCAGCAUUUAUUAACUACCUGUUAUGCUAGGGUUUAGUAAGGAUGCAAAUACAAAGAAUGAAAUAAGUUUCUACUCUUGAGGAGUUUAACAAGACACUUUCUUGAGGAGAAAUAAAGGGUUGUCAGCAUGGAAAUCCCACACUCACCUUUGCCUUUAAGUCGGUAGAACAACAAUAAUAAAAUUUAAUUAUAAAAGAAAAUAUAACUAUAAAAGAGGAUUCCAUUCUUCCCUUCAGAAUUUUUUUCAGGGCUCUCACUUUUAAUAGCAAAGUGACUUGACUCUUUGAGGAACUUUGGGGAGGUCAAGAGUAAGUGGGUGGGCUGGAUUGGAAACCCCCACCCUCACUGCAGAAAACUUGUUCCCUUUGGUGACCCCUUCCUUAUUCUGCCUCCAGGGUGCUGGUGGAGAGUUAUUUACUUGCUGUGAGCUUUCACCCAUUCUGCUCACAAAUCUCCCAAGUCAAGGGUUGCUUCAGGGAAGGGCCUGAAUGACUAAAUGUCAGAAAAUCAUUAACAAGUUAGGGUUGCCAAAAAAGUGGGAAAAAAAAGUUGGUUUUUUUUUUCCUCCUUCUAUUGACGUAGUCAGUAGUGCAGAGGAAAAUAGCCCCCAGGUUAUAGAAACAAAAGCAUACAGGGAAUGCAAAGUAAGAGACAGAUAGAUGAAUGUCUCAGCAAUAAUGUAUCAUCAUGUCUUCUUUCCCUGGUUAAAUAUAUAGAAUGUCUAUAUAUACACAUGUCUCUUUCUCUAUAUUUUGGGGCUAAAGCCCUAAGUAACCUUAACUUUAACCAUUAAGAUUUGGCUAAUAUGAAAGUUUUGGGGGGAAAGUUAUUUUUGCUGCCUGGUCAUUAAAUUAGCAUGGUCCUAAAAAAAAAAAAUCAGUUAAUUAAAAAACAGAAUAAAAUACCUCAUGAUAUAAAAAAAUUAACAAGCCCUCCUAUUUGCCUUUCACAAAACUUCUCAUUAUUUGGGCAUUAGAUGGGAUUUGGACGUUAGUAGCAUUGGAUAGUAUUGUGUUAAUAUAAAUGCAUACAUACCUAGUGAAGAGUGUUUAUAUUCCUCAGGCCUGAUUUUUUCCAAGAAGACUGGCCUCUGGGUUACUGUUAACUAGAUCAGCUAGUUCUUUGAAUUCCCGAAUACUAUUAUCAUAGAACAAGCUUUCAAAAGUGGAUAAAACAAUAAUAAAAUAAUGGAGUCAUAUUUGUGAGGAAAAUAAUUUUUUUGAGACUGCUCCAUUCACUAUUUUAGGAUGUUGUAUAUAUUUGAUAUAUGCAUUACAAAAAUGGAGUAUAAUGGCUGUGAAAAAUUCUUGCCAGUUUGUUCCCUAUCUUGUACCUCAAAGAGGUAUGGAAAUGGGUUAGCAUUCUGAAUUACCAUUCUGGAUUUAAAUUCUUAGCAUAGAGGAUCCAGUACUCAUUGUACUUGCUCACUUGAAGGGAUCACUUAGGAUCUGUGAUCUGUCAGUACUAAUUAUUUUUAUACCUCUGCCCAGUAGAGGAAAAAAAUCACUGAUUAAGAAUACUUUUUACUUUGGGGAAAAAAAAUUUAUUAGCAAGUCAUUUGAGCUCAAGCUUCUUGCUUUCUUGUCUGUGUUUCUGUACUACAAAUAUCCUAGCUCUAGGAAUGUCACUGCUUGAUAAGUGUUCUUAUUUGGUCCUUAUAAUAAUUUGAUGAGUUGGAACCCAUUUUAAUAUGGGAAAAUUUAUGUGAAAAUCAAAUUCUUAGAUUGAGUGAUUGGCCCAAAAUUACCCAACUGGAAAUUCCGUAAGUAGCAUUUGAACCAGAUAUAUCUUGUCUUGCUAUUUGUUUAGAGUGCUUUCUUGAGUGUCCUUGGUUAGCAAAUGGUAGAGGUCUAUACAUCUGUGUUUACUCAGGGCAGAAUAUUUUGUGAGAAAGCACCCACCCCCAACUCCCACAGGAAUUGUUGAGUUUCCAAAUUUUUUGACCUGGGCAAAUGACCAGAUCUACCUGUGACUGAUCUCUGAUAAAUGGACUAGAUUAGUUCAAAUGUUUUCUAGUGGCUUAAGGUGUGAAUUUAGAGAGUUUUAUUGUAGUCUUCAGGAUUUCUACAAGCCUUUGAAGAAGGGAUAUACUACCAGUAAAUCCCCAGAGGACAUUUAGGGGAUCAAUCAUAGGGCUGGGGCCCAGAGAACCAUUCUAUUUGUAGCUGCUAAUGCCUUCAUUUGAACUGAAGAUUGCUCAAGGCCACCUAAAUCUGAAUUUCUAGGUUAUUUUUUUGGGGGGAGGGGGGAAUAAGGGGAUUGCAUUUAGGACUUUGGGAAGUAGUUAUACUAUAAUUAAUCUUUUCUUUUGGGGGAACUUAAAUUUUUAACAAGAGUAAAACAGCAUAAAUCAACUGCUGUUCUUUCUCAAUAAUAUUUUACUUUGACAAGCAGUAGUGUAUAUAUACACACAUAUAGGAUAUGUACUUAUUAUAUAUGGAUAUACUCGCAUAUAUGUGGACAUACUUACAGGUGUUAUCUAUUGAUAUUUUGCUCAGAGUUCAGGGAAAGCCAUGUGUACGCCCUAGAUCUUUCCCUACCACAAAUUAAUUAGAGCAGAUUUUGCAAAAUGAGGGAGAAGCAGUAAUGGUGUAAUGGACAGAGAGCUGGCCUGGGAGAAAGACUUGGAUUCAAGACCUCUCCCCCCCUCCCCAUAUUAUGGCCCCAGAUAAGUCACUUAAAUUCUCAGCCCUAAGAAACUCUUCAGCUCUGUAAGUUACAGAGAUCUAUACCAAUGAUUUUCCUCACUAUAUUGCUAAAAUCUUGAGAAGUCCCGUCCCUAUAUUUGUCCCACAUGAAUAAACUUAGAACCACAGAAAGGUUGUGGUUUUUCCUAAGAUUCUUAGUACUGUCUGUCAGGUGGACCACCUAGAGCCUACUUUUGUUCUCAUCCUAUUAUAGAAAGUAAAAAUAUACCUCUGUAUAAUGUGAUUGGGUUAUAAAUAUUUUAAAGUCUUUGGUACUCUCUUCUCUUUGAUUUUUGUUUUGUUUUGGCUUCCUGGGAGGAAGAGGGAUUUGAUUAAAGGCUGUGGAAAUUUCUGAAUAUUAAGGCUUGGACUGGCAAUGUCCAAGUUCUACUUUUUUAUCUGCAAGAAUAGAGGAUCCCUAGAACAAAUUCUAGGAUGGGAUAAGGAACCUUUUUUCUGCCAAAAGCCAUAUGGAUAUUUGUAACAUCAUUGAUACAAAAUUAUCAACUUAAAAAUUAGCCUGCUAUAUUUUGUCAAAUAAUUAACUCAUCCCUAAUGUGAUGGCUGGAAUUGUGGUUGUCUUGGUAGGGCUAGACCAAAUGAUUAGCCUGUGGGCCAAAUGCCCCCUAUCUCCUCCAGGUUGUGCUACAAGUGAGAUUAUCUGAGAAACUGUAACUGUGUUAAUGGGAGAAGGGCUAAAAUCAAAAUUGCCUCUCUCCUAUGUAAUGUGCAUUUUAAAUGCCAUAUAAGGACAGGUCACCCUGCCUUUAUUCAACCUGGAGUGACAAGGGCAGAUUGUCACUAAGUCAACUGAAAGCUUAGGUUUCUAGCAUAGUUUAUGUUACUAAAUGAAUGAUCUGGUUAGUCUCAGUUUCAGUGUAGGGAAAAUGAGAUUGUAUGAAAUGACUUUGAAAGUUCCCUUCUACUCUUUUUAUUAUUCUGUGGUUCUAAAGGUCUACAUUUCAAUAUAAGUAGGAGGAGAGGAUGGUGCCAUGGCUUGGGGCAGGAAAAAUAAGAGGAUAUACCUUUUUUCAAUAAGUAUUUUAUUAAGCACCUAGCAGGUGCUAGAUACUGUGCUAAGUACUGGGGAUACAAAAACAGUUCCUGGUCACAAGGAGCUUACAGUUUAACUGUUUGAGGCUUCAGACAAAAACCUAGGCAAUUCCCUUUUCCCUCUAGGCCAGUCUCUGGUGGACAAUGGAAAGCCACAGUUGUUCCAAGGAAAAAGACCCCCGAUCAGUGAUGUGUUGACUUAACCAACUCCAACUAACUUUUUUUUCCUCCCUCCCUCCUUUCCCCUUUCCCUCGCUCCUUCCCUUCCUUCUUUCCUUCCUUCCCUCUUUCCCUUCUUUCCUUCCUUCUUUCCUUUCUUCCUUCCCUCUUUCCUUCCCUUCCUUCCUUCCCUCCUUCCUUCCCUCCUUCCCUGCCUUCCUUUCUUCCUUCCUUCUUUCCUUCUUUUCCUUCCUUCUUCCUUUUUCCUUUUUCCUUUCAUUUUUCUUUUCUUUUUCUGUUCACACUUGGAGUCUCAGGGAGAAAGUAGGGACAUGGCUGGAGGCUCUUUUGUGGUUGAGCCUUACAAAGGUCAACCUUGGUGUGGUCCCUCCCUCUUUCUUACAUUACUGGGCUAGAUCUUGAUCAAAUUUAGCUGGAGAACCUACUUGGAACUGCAGCUUUUACCUUUUAAUAUUAUUGUGGCUCCUUAGUAUAAUUUAAAUUCUUUUGCUUUUUCCCCUAUGUUCUCUUCUCUAUGUGAACAGAUAAGGAUUGAAGCCUGGUGAUUCUUUGUAAAUGUUCCCAUUCCAUAUAAUCUAGUCCUUACUAGGCUUUAAAAGAAUCUAUACUUAAUUGAGGGAAGAAUUUUGGACUUGAGAUUGUAAUGUGUUAACCUCUGUAUUAACGUAUAUGUCCCUGUACAUAUGUUCUAUCCAUUUUAACUUCUAGUUAGCACCAUUUAUUGUCUUUUAAUUAGCUAUUGCUUUUGUACUCAAAAGAUAUCUUACUGUUCUUUCAUUGUCUUUAAACAGAACUUAUUCCAUGGUUGUGCCUUACUCCAACUUGGUUUAAGCAAUGUACCUUUAUGAAGAAAGCUUUCUUUCUAAGAGAAUUCUUAUGGUUUCAUAAGCUAGUUUAUGGAAGAUUUUUCAGUUCAGUACUACUUGAAAGCAAAGGGAUUUGGGGAAAGUUCAGACAAAAAUUAACCUUAAGCCUGGAAUCAGUCUGAAGCAGUUGUGAAGACUACCCUAUUUCAGGUAGAUAGUGGAGAGUUAUCCUGUUAUCCAGAGCAGCUUGUCUGUACCUCCAGAGUUUCCAGUCUAGUUGAAAAUGUAUCUCAUUAGCCCUGUUAGUAAAAAUAGUUUUUAAAUGGAAAUUUCUUUAUAAGCACUACUUGCCUAGAUAUUACUGUGAUUGUGAAAGGUCUUUAGAUACUACACUGAUUGGGGGAAACAAUUCUUUAGGUUGUUUAAUUUAGGGCAUAUAAAAGAAAGGAGAUUAGUUUUCCCUUCCUUUCUUUCCUAAGUUUAACAUUAAAGUGUUAUCUAAUAUUUGUAAUACUAGUAGUAUCUAAUAUGUGUAUUUCAAAUUAUUGCAUUUCUUUAUAUUUCUUAAGCCCUUAACUCUAUUCUUCCCAUUUUCAUUUGAUGUGGUUACCUUGCUUUUCUGUCUCCUUCCUUAUUAAUAAGUAGCUCUUUUCAGUUUGUUCCAUUUGGGUGAUUCUUUUCUAAAGGGCUAUAGAAGUCUAUCUCUUCCCUGAAGAUUCAAGCAUUAGAUCAGAGUGGCUUUACCGGUUAGGUAGAUGUGACUAAAGAAAGAGCACAUGGAAAGUAGAGGAUGGAGAUUAAAGUGUAAACAGUCAUCAUACUGCCACGUUUUUGUACGUGAAAUAAAGCAUAUUUUGCACUGGCUUAUUGUACUGUUGUGCAGAAGAGAAAUCUGUCUGGAAUCUGUGCUUCAGUCAAAAUGCAAAUAAAAUUUAAUUUGUAAGAAAA